AGAUAUUAUAUUUUAUUUUAAAAAUUGGUUGAGUGUUAAAUUUAUAAGAAACUUCGAAAAAAAUCUCGGUUAAUCUUUACAAGUUAAAAAUAUUCUGUCAGUUCGGUAAUAAUAGAUUUGUAAUAGAACGAAAAAACCUAUACACUCUGCAACUUGUUGUGCUGGCGAGUUUAUCAACGUUUCCGGAGAAAAAUCAAUAGACGAAACGAAAAUAUACAGAGAUAACGAAUAAAAAUAAUGUUUCUGCAGCUAAAAGGUACCCCCAAUAUGGCCAGCAAAUUUCUUUGUUUGCUUAUGGCCUUAACAGCUGGCCACAGUGUUGUGGCCUAUACACCAAUUUCUAAGGAAAGUAUUUUUGCUGAUGUCCUUCUGACCGAGUUGCUUAACCGCAUGGACAAGGAAAAUGAUCCACUAAGCAACUAUUUCGAUAUGGAUAGCGAUUUGCCCAAAGGUUUAGACAUGGUUUCACGCUCCUCCAGUCAAAAUAUACCAGAAGACUAUGAAUAUCGUAAUGUAUUCCCAGGUGGUCCAAAUCCCUCCAUACGGGAUCAAGAAUUUUUGCAGCACAGCUCUUUGUGGGGUCACCAGUAUGUGUCGGGCGGUAUGGGUGAGGCACCCAAUCAUUUUCCAACACUCAUUAAAACCGAUGCCAGCCUCCCCGCCUACUGCAAUCCACCCAAUCCCUGUCCCUUUGGCUAUGAAGAAGAUGAAGGCUGCAUUUCAAAAUUUGAAAAUACCGCUCUUUUCAGUCGUGAAUAUCAGGCCGCCCAAGAUUGUACCUGUGACAGUGAACAUAUGUUUGAUUGUGCUGGCCAAGACACCAGCUCUGGCAAUAGUGAAAUGGCUUCGACCAUGGAGAAAUUCCUAAUGCAUCAAUUCCAAAAUGACAAUGGCAUUGACAACACCAAUGCUCCCGUUAAGAAAUUGUAUGGUAUUGCUGCUGCUCCAGCUGCUGUAAAUCCAUUUUUGGAAGGCGAUAAACUACCGAUUGCAGCCAAAAAGGGCAAUCAUGUUAAAGUUUAAUCACACCAAAAUAUUGAGUUUUCAACAUAGAUUUUAUCGCUUUGCCCCACCAUAAAUGGAUGUGUUGAAAAUUUGUUUAAAAUCAAUAUUGUAUAUAGGAAAUAUUUGUGUAGUUGUUUCGAGUUUAAAGCAUAUUUUAUGUAGUAUAUUCAAUAUAACCCUGCCCUCUUUUUCCAAAUAAAAAAUUAACUACACCUCCCUCCCUCUCCCCUCCUCCACAAAAGUAUUAGCACCAAUACACAUAUUAAAGGAACUAAUGCAUACAUAUCGUACUGAUUGUAUGUAUGUAUUGUAUAUUGUAAAUGUGUUUGUUUUAUUAUUAGAAAAAAAUGUAUGUAAUUUAAGUUGGAUUUUAAUUAAACAAAAUAAUGUUAUCGUAAAACUUUCAACUCAAUAAUAAAAGUAUUAUGGAAUAUUUA
Calliphora vicina (urban bluebottle blowfly) is the source of this 1442-nucleotide messenger RNA. It is a transcript of the gene 7B2, whose product is annotated as Secretogranin_V domain-containing protein 7B2. Gene Ontology annotation, molecular function: enzyme regulator activity. The transcript has 3 exons. Gene Ontology annotation, biological process: regulation of hormone secretion; neuropeptide signaling pathway. Gene Ontology annotation, cellular component: secretory granule. NCBI's taxonomy places the organism in Eukaryota, Metazoa, Arthropoda, Insecta, Diptera, Calliphoridae. The record is from RefSeq and is a predicted model, not a curated record. Bases 238 to 1023 code for a protein of 261 amino acids.